AUGGCCCCUCGCGCCCCUUCGAAGAAAGAGAAAGAGAAAGAGAAAGAAGCAACACCAGCGCGCAGUCCCUCGGUCCUAUCCGUCGCGUCCAACACGCCGCUUUCUUCUGUUGCGGAGGCUGGAAAAGAUGUUACGUCUUCCCCAUUGAAGGCUAGGAGUGAGGAGGCUAAGGUGAAGAAGUCUAGGGUUGGGGCUGGGGAGAAGAGGGGGAAGGGGAAGGGUGAGAAGGGUGAGAAAGGUGUUAGCGCUGUUGUGGGGGAGGACCGGGAGGAUGACGAGGAGAUGCAGGGUUUGGAAGGUGGAAAUGGAAAUGGAGGUGGUGAGGGUAUGAAAGAAGGAACUGGAACAGCAACAGCAACAGACAUCCUCAAACCCAAAACCGAAGACGCCAAAAUCAAAAAAUCCAAGCCAGCAUCUGAGAAAGCGAAGGUCGCUAAGGCGAAACUUGAGAAGGGUCUUGCUGCUUCGGAGAAAGCGAAGGUUGUUAAAGCAGGGAAGGAGAAGAAGGACGUCGCUGGUGGUAGUAAGGAGAAGGUUGAGAAGGGCAAAGAGAAGGCGGAAAAGGGUAAAGAGAAAGUUGAGAAGGUUAGUGGGGAGGAAGCUGAGAAGUUGAUUUUGCAGUAUUUGAAGGAGCAGAAUCGACCGUAUUCUGCGACGGAGAUUUCGGCCAAUUUGCAUGGGAAGGUGGGUUUUUAUUCUCUCUUGUCUUUUGUUUUGGUUGUUAAUUUGGGUCUUGGGGGAUUGUGGGAGUGAUGUUGGGGAUGGGAAGUGCAAUUGGUGAGCUAACGCGAACAGGUCACCAAAACACUCGCCGAUAAACUCCUCAAGGAAAUGGAGCAGAAUGGCCAACUACAAGCGAAAGCCACAAACGGUGAUAAGAAGGGGAGUCAAUGGGUCUUUUGGUAUCCCCAGGUUUGUAUUCCUCCCAUCAUUCUUUCUUUCCCCAUACUCCCAUCCAUCAACCUCCUACCCUCACUCCAUCCACCCUUCUCUCUUUCACGAGACAACACAAGAUUCUGUGUUAAGUACCACCCAGGACCCCUCCUCAACCGCCUCCCCCUCCGAACUAGCCGCCUACGAAUCCACCAUCCAAACCCUAACCACAACCACCAUCCCCCCUCUAAAAUACACCUUGAAAACCCUCACCGCAACACUCUCCACCAUCCUCUCCACACCAUCGACACCCGCUCUCGCUAUCUUGGUUGAGGAACUUCGCACCGGUAUCGCUGAGAAGAGUAUGCGUCUACAGGACUUGAAGGGUGAGGGUGAGGAACCGAGUCUGGAUAAGGCCUCGGGUCAGUGUGAGGGAAAGAGUGGUGGGGGUGGGGGAAAAGAAAAAGCAAAGAAAGCAGUCAAAAAAGAAGAAGCAGAGAAAAUUGAAAAAGAAUGGAAAUACUGGAAAGAUGCCCUCGGUCGACGGAAGAGGUGCUGGAAAGAGGUUGAGGGACAGCUUCUUGAGGGGAUGGGGAGGGAGGAGCUGUGGGAGCGGGUGGGGAUUGAGGUUGGUGAGGGGGAUGAGUUGUGGUUGAAGUAG
Molecule: messenger RNA, 1534 nt
Organism: Hymenoscyphus albidus
Lineage: Eukaryota; Fungi; Ascomycota; Leotiomycetes; Helotiales; Helotiaceae
Source: the annotation of a GenBank genome assembly